Molecule: messenger RNA, 1024 nt
Organism: Bicyclus anynana (squinting bush brown)
Lineage: Eukaryota; Metazoa; Arthropoda; Insecta; Lepidoptera; Nymphalidae
Gene: eIF4EHP
Product: eukaryotic translation initiation factor 4E type 2
Exons: 4
Coding region: 248-1000 (250 amino acids)
Biological process (GO): translational initiation
Cellular component (GO): cytoplasm; eukaryotic translation initiation factor 4F complex
Molecular function (GO): RNA 7-methylguanosine cap binding; translation initiation factor activity
Source: RefSeq, a predicted model, not a curated record
ACAAUUGUUGAAUUUUGAUGACGGAAAGAAAAAGGUUAUACAAAGAAAAAGAGGGAAUAGGCUGAUUACAAUUAAUAAUUAAUAGUAUAAAUAAAUAAUAAAUAAAUAAAGUGUUCGUAAUUUUGUUACUUUAAUAUAAUAGGAAUAUAUUAGCGUAGCCAGUGAUUAAGCUCGGGAACUGAAAGAGUAUAUUUAGCAACGUGUCCUAGGUUAGGCCGUUGGGGAAUCAUGUUAUUAUUGGCGUAACAUGACUGAAAGAAAAAUGUGCAAAUUCUAUAAUUUGAACGUACCUGACCGCCGCCCCGGGGACCUGCCCAACCAGAACAAUGACGACGAGGACGACGACCGCAACUCUGACGACCCGCUGGAGCCCUACGUGCCCCCGCACGAGCACAAACUGGAGUACAGCUACUGGAUGUGGUUCUCGCGCAGGCCGCCCGCGCGCGAGCUCUCCGCUUCCACCACUGGUUAUGGGCAGGCGCUUCGUAUGGUUGGUCGCGUGGCGUCUGUGGAGCAGUGGUGGGGGCUAUACAUGCACCUGACGCGGCCAGCCGAACUGCCCCCCCUCACAGACCUGCACCUCUUCAAGCUGGGCAUCAAGCCCAUGUGGGAGGACCCCGCUAAUGUCAAUGGAGGCAAGUGGGUGGUGCGACUGCGCAAGUCGCAGACGGGGCGCGCGUGGGAGGACCUGUGCAUGGCCAUGCUGGGCGAGCAGUUCAUGGUGGGCGACGAGAUGUGCGGCAUCGUGCUCUCCGUGCGCUUCCAGGAGGACCACCUGGCGGUGUGGCACCGCACGGCGGCGGACGCGGUGGCCAAGGCGCGAGUGCGCGACACGCUGCGGCGCGUGCUGCAGCUGCCCGCCACCGUGCCCGUGGAGUACAAGGCGCACGGCGACUGCCUGCGCGCCUCCGCCUCCGCCUCCGCGCCCGCGCCCGCCUCCGCGCACACCAACAACGCGCACGGCUCGCAAGACGCGCCCGCGCACAACAGCGACUCGUAGCGAACGCGCCGUGCGCCCGCGUCC